This is a messenger RNA of Varanus komodoensis (Komodo dragon), 837 nucleotides long. Its product is annotated as vomeronasal type-2 receptor 26-like. The record is from RefSeq and is a predicted model, not a curated record. NCBI's taxonomy places the organism in Eukaryota, Metazoa, Chordata, Lepidosauria, Squamata, Varanidae. The transcript has 3 exons. The annotation marks the transcript as partial. Gene Ontology annotation, cellular component: membrane. Gene Ontology annotation, molecular function: G protein-coupled receptor activity. Gene Ontology annotation, biological process: G protein-coupled receptor signaling pathway.
AUGACGCUCGGCUUCCACAUCUAUAACCACCGGGACCUGGUUGCACUAACGCAUAGGAACAACCUCCUACUGCUGUCUACACUGCAACAACUUGUUCCCAAUUAUAAAUGUGACAAGCAGGAUCAACUAAUCUCUGUUAUACAGGAUUUUGACUCCGAAUCUUCAUCAGACUCUGCAGUCUUAAUGGGCAUCUUCAAGAUCCCAGAGAUGCGGCUCAUUGUUCUCUGUGCCCACAAGAUCAGCAUCCAAAUAAGAACCAUGACUGUUACUCUGGUUCUAUUCCUCUGUCUUGGCACAUUUGCUGUGUUGACAACAUUCAUUAAAUACCAUGACACACCCAUUGUAAAAGCCAACAACCGAGAACUCUCCUACACUCUCCUCAUCUCUCUCCUGCUCUGCUUCCUCUGCUCCUUCCUCUUCAUUGGUAGGCCAACAAAGCUCACCUGUCUUCUGCGACAGGCUGCUUUUGGAAUCACCUUCUCUCUUGCAGUUUCUUCUGUGUUGGCAAAAACUGUCAUGGUUGUCUUGGUCUUUCUGGCCACCAAGCCAGGAAGCAUGUCAAGUAAGCUCUUGGGGAGACCCCUGACAGCCUCCAUUGUGCUGGUCUGUCCCUGCAUCCAGGCUAUGAUCUGUGCUGUCUGGUUGUUGACCUCUUCCCCUUUCCCAAAUCUGGACUUUCAUUCCUUGUCUGGGGAAAUCAUCGUAGAAUGCAAUGAAGGCUCUGUCACCAUGUUUUAUGCCGUCCUGGCUUACAUGGGCUUCCUGGCUCUUCUCAGCUUCCUGAUGGCUUUCCUGGCCAGGAAACUUCCUGACAGCUUCAACGAAGCCAAGUUCAUC